This is a messenger RNA of Salvelinus namaycush (lake trout), 2291 nucleotides long. RefSeq names its product inositol polyphosphate-5-phosphatase Ka (gene inpp5ka). The coding region runs from base 146 to 1642 and encodes 498 amino acids. The record is from RefSeq and is a predicted model, not a curated record. The transcript is spliced from 14 exons. Gene Ontology annotation, molecular function: phosphatidylinositol-3,4,5-trisphosphate 5-phosphatase activity; phosphatidylinositol-4,5-bisphosphate 5-phosphatase activity; inositol bisphosphate phosphatase activity. NCBI's taxonomy places the organism in Eukaryota, Metazoa, Chordata, Actinopteri, Salmoniformes, Salmonidae. Gene Ontology annotation, biological process: phosphatidylinositol dephosphorylation; negative regulation of phosphatidylinositol 3-kinase/protein kinase B signal transduction; negative regulation of glycogen biosynthetic process. Gene Ontology annotation, cellular component: plasma membrane; cytoplasm; endoplasmic reticulum.
CUUCUUUGAGGAAGCGCAUGUGCAAAACGUAAACAAAGUGUUUUGGGUAAUCUCACACCCAAUUGUCAUUUUUCGUGGAGAAUUUCUGUAAUCCGAAAUAGAGUAGGCUACAACAAAACAACAGGCAUUGCCAGCUGGUGAGAUUAUGGAGAAUGAUGAUGGCACCAAAGAAGACACCCAGUCACAAGUCAAGAACUCAGUCAGCAUGGAGAAGAACUGCUGCAACGAGGACACUUUCAGGCUUCACAUGGUCACGUGGAAUGUCGCUACAGCUGAUCCUCCAGAUGACAUCAGCUCCUUGCUUCACCUGAACUCCCCAAAGACCCCAGACCUCUAUGUGAUUGGUCUCCAGGAGGUGUACGCUGCUCCUCACAAGUUCAUCAUAGACAUGGCCGUUGAGGACUCCUGGAGCCAUCUCUUCAUGUCCAGCCUGGCACCACGAGGCUACCUGAAGGUGUCCUCCAUCCGCAUGCAGGGCCUCCUGCUGCUGUUCUUCUCCAAACUGGCCCACGUUCCAUUCAUUAGAGACAUCCAGGACACCUACACGCGCACAGGCAUCUUCGGCUACUGGGGGAAUAAAGGUGGGGUGUCCAUCCGCCUGUCUUUCUACGGCCACAUGCUCUGCUUCCUCAACUGUCACCUGGCAGCACACAUGCAGUACGCCUCGCAGCGCGUCGACGAGUUCGAGUACAUCCUGGACACACAGACCUUCGGCCCCAAAAAGACCCCGCACAUCCUCGACCACAAGCUGGUCUUUUGGUUUGGGGAUUUGAACUUCCGCAUCCAAGAUCACGGCAUGCAUUUUUUGCGCAACUGCAUCACCAGCCACAAGUUCAACUUGCUGUGGAGCAAAGACCAGCUGACCAUGAUGAAGAAGAAGGAGGCUUUCCUGCAGGAAUUUGACGAGGGACCUCUGGACUUUCAACCGACGUACAAAUUCGACAGGUUCUCUGACCGCUAUGACAGCAGGUCCUACCGGACAUGGUUUGGUUUUCAUGGUAAGAUGCGUAAGCCGGCCUGGACAGACCGGAUCCUGUGGAGGGUGAAGCCUAAAGAGCCACCCCCAGAGGAGGAGAAGGACGAGGACAGGGACUCUGGUCUGGAUGAGAAAAACACCAAGCAGCAGGAGGAGGAGGAAGAGUUCCCUCUGAAACUCAGGCAGGAUUCGUACACCAGCAACAUGGAGUACGGCGUCAGCGACCACAAGCCCGUCAUCGGCAUCUUUACCUUGGAGUUGAGGAAGAUGUACGAGACGCCGUUGGUGCGCGUGUGUGCCGAGGGUGAAUGGAGCGCCGACUUUGACGCCAUGGUGAUCUACAGCCCCCUCCAGCCCUUCCCUUCUAGCGCCUGGGACUGGAUAGGCCUCUACAAGGUGGGGUUCCGGAGUGUUUCGGACUACAUUACCUACACCUGGGUGAAGGAUGACGAGGUCUCGUUUAAUGACGAGCUCACCCAGGUCUAUGUGAGCAAGGAUGAGAUUCCGGUGCUGGGAGGGGAGUGUGUGCUCUGUUACUACUGCAGUACGCUCCAAUGCAUUGUGGGUAUUAGCUCACCCUUUAAGGUACAAGAGUCCAAAGUGGCCGUUGAGGAAGGUCUAGCACCGGAGAACAUCAACGGCCUUGACAAGGCCACAGCCAGUUAGGACCUGUGAGUGGACCAGACAUGCCCUCGAACACUGUCUGUCCGUCUAUGCUGUUACACAUCUGCCCUUUUGACCUUUGGUUGCCUGUCUGUAAGCUGCGGUGCUGCUGGAAUCAUGGAAUGUUACUUAAAAAUGAUAGGCCAGUGCACUUUGAAUUGAAUUAAUCGUACUGUUUAGCUUUCUUGUUCGCCACUGCCAGUUGUGGUGGCAACAGUAACCUGUGUGUUUAUUUCUGUUUGUUCAGAGGUUUAUCCCGCUUUUAAAAUCAGUCGCAGAGAGAUAUUGGCAGUAUCGCUUUAAGAAAGGUUCAGUGUUAGUUUUGUUCAGUGUAUUUUUUUGUUUUUGGUGUUUGUCUCUUUGGAUUCAUACAUAACACAUUGGACAUUGUCAGAUGUUCCAGGUAGCUUGUACAAAAGUUGAUCAUUGACAUCAAAGUCGUGGCUGUUUCACUUGAACAUUUGACCAAUCAUCUAAUGAUAUCAUUAAUGCAUGAUUAUCUCAUAAUUAUUUUAAAAAUAAUGCUUCAUAUAUUUUUAUUUUCCCCUUGCAAACUUAGUCGUCUGUUAACAAAACCCUUUGUGCUAUGCUAUUCCAUUUCAAUGCAAUUUCUAAUAGAGGAUAUGUUUGAGAAAUACAGUGAGCGCCAUAA